Molecule: messenger RNA, 2230 nt
Organism: Clupea harengus (Atlantic herring)
Lineage: Eukaryota; Metazoa; Chordata; Actinopteri; Clupeiformes; Clupeidae
Gene: myt1b
Product: myelin transcription factor 1-like
Exons: 8
Coding region: 971-2230 (419 amino acids)
Biological process (GO): regulation of transcription by RNA polymerase II
Cellular component (GO): nucleus
Molecular function (GO): DNA-binding transcription factor activity, RNA polymerase II-specific; zinc ion binding; RNA polymerase II cis-regulatory region sequence-specific DNA binding
Source: RefSeq, a predicted model, not a curated record
AGGCCUACACCGACCGAGGUAACAGUCCUGUACAUUUUGUGUGAAAGUGUCCAUUGCAAGAAUGAUAGGACAGUAGUUCUGGGGGAGGGAGAACACGACGGUAGUGACAUAUGCAUGCUUUGUUGUGUAUUAAAGAUGAAUCGCUUGGCGUGAAAUGGGGACCCUCUGGUGUUAUGGAGACCAAAAGUGGCUUUUUCCAUUCUAGCUGCUCCUCAUUCAUGCUCUCCCAAGGUAAUUUUUUUCACUGAUUUCGAGGAGAGAUAUGCGAGUCAAAAACUUUCUUCUUUUUUUCUGAUUUUCUUCUGAACAUACUCAAAUGUAAAACCCUCUGUUCACUCGCCCCAUCCCCCGCGCUUGUGUAUAUGUGGUCUUGAGGGGAAAAAAGCCAGUGAGCAAGAGAGUAUCUCUACAUGCCUAUUGAAUUAUGAUGGGGGGACCCAGAGCCCAGCCCAUCUGAUGUUGUAGGUUUUACUACAGCUUCUGUGAUGUCAUGGCAAAGGGCGGAGGGAGGAGGGGGGGGGGGGACAAUAGCUCAUAAGGGAAAGGUAAGUCAAUAUUACGUUUUCUCGCUGACAAAGGCAAAUGAAGCCAUGUUUUUGCUUACAAACAAGUAACGUUUACCGCCCCGAUCUGGAGCUCCGCGAGCCCGUGGCAGCGUCAGAGGAGACCGACUCUUGCAUUCUCAUUUUCAUUGAUUUGGAUAUACCUAAUAUCCAAUUGGAUGUUGCGGGACAAAUAGUGUGUUGAUUAGUUUUUUAAGGAAUUCUAUAUCUGGGAUACCUAGAAGCAUCCUACGCGGCACUGUUCAGGCAGGAAAGAAAACCAUAUAGUUUUGUGCGACGGAGAUUCUUGGAUUUUCUGUUUUUCAGAGAAUGAGUUUCGGGGUGAGCUGGUGAAUCAGCGGUGGACGCGAGGCGAGAGGAUCAGCCGCUGCGGACACACACUCCGACUAAAGAGCCCGCCAAUCAACAUGAGUCUGGACACUGAUGACAAGCGCGCCCGCACACGGUCCAAAGGGGUCCGCGCUGCUGUAGAUGUAGUUGGACAAGACCUCAGCUGUCCCACCCCAGGAUGCAAAGGCUCUGGCCAUAUCAGUGGGAAAUAUGCACGACACAGAAGUGCGCUCAGCUGCCCCUUAGCCCGGAAGCGGCGUCUGCAGGAGGCGGAGCUAGAGCAGGAGCAGGACCAGCCUGCCUCCAAGAGGAAGUCCUACCCCCUCAAGCUGGCCAUGGAUGAGGGCUACAGUGCAGACAGCGACGUGAGCAGUGAGGAGGUCGAGCCGAAGGAAGAUGAGGAAGAGGAAGAGGAAGGAGAGGAGGCCACAGAAUCACAACAGCAGCAGCAGUCUCAGUCUCAGGAGACAGGGGAGGAGCCAGAGGGUGAGGAGGCGGAGCCACAACAGCUUGAAAAGAAGCACGGGGGAGAGGAGGCUGAUGAAGAAGAGUGUGUGAUCAUUGAGUCCUCGAGCACACAGAAGCCCAACGGUCAGAGCGGCGAGGACUACUCCAGAUACCAGCAGAUGGCAGCCAGCUCCCUGCUCAACCUGAGCAUGGUGACCGAGAGGCAGCCCACCCCGCCACUCGUCACGGAGGUGGAGAAGAACGUUCAGGAGGGCUCCGAGCACUCAGCCGCAGAGGACGAAGAAGAGGAAGAGGAAGAGGAGGAGGAAGAGGAGGAGGGGGUAGAAAGAGUUGAGGAGCGAGUCAGUGAAAAUAUAACUGAGGAACUGAGCAGGGCGAUGUCUCGGCCAGUCAGUGAGGAUGAAGGUGCCAAAGAGCAGACUGCGGAAGAGGAGGAUGAGGUGGAUGAAGAUGAGCCAAUGGAGCUGACAGAAAGGCCGAAGGAGACGGACCACCAGUACUUCAGUGAGGAGAUGUGUGCACACCCUGAGAACCAGCAAAAGCAAGAGGAGGAGGAGGAGGAGGAGAGAGAGGUGACUGGCCCGGACUCGCAUCACGAAAGAGAAGAGGUAGAUGAUUAUGAGGAAGAAGAUUAUGGAGAAGGCUUUGACCAACGAUUCGAGCGAGGAGAGUUCAUCCCCCAGGGACGCCCCAACAUCAUCACCAGCAGCCAUGUGGCAGCGCGCACCCCAGAAAGCUGCAGCAACGGCCACGACGGUACCCACGAUGCCUCCCUUCUGCGCAUCCCCGUCCUCCGCAAAGCCGACCCAUCGCCCACAGUCAUCGAGGUGCACUCGGAGGGCUCGGAGCCGCUCGGCCAUCACGGAUGA